Jaculus jaculus (lesser Egyptian jerboa) is the source of this 579-nucleotide messenger RNA. Its product is annotated as U2 small nuclear ribonucleoprotein B''-like. The record is from RefSeq and is a predicted model, not a curated record. Gene Ontology annotation, molecular function: RNA binding. The coding region runs from base 1 to 579 and encodes 192 amino acids. NCBI's taxonomy places the organism in Eukaryota, Metazoa, Chordata, Mammalia, Rodentia, Dipodidae. The transcript has a single exon.
AUGGAUAUCAGACCAAAUCAUACAAUUUAUAUUAAUGAUAUGAAUGACAAGAUUAAAAAAGAAGAAUUGAAGAGGUCCCUGUAUGCCCUAUUUUCUCAGUUUGGGCAUGUGGCUUUGAAGACCAUAAAGAUGAGAGGGCAGGCCUUUGUAAUAUUCAGGGAACUGGGCUCCUCCACAAAUGCUUUGAGACAGUCACAAGGAUUUCCAUUUUAUGGUAAACCAAUGCGAAUCCAGUAUGCAAUGAUAGAUUCUGAUAUAAUAUCUAAAAUGCGGGGCCCUUUGGCUGACAAGGAAAAGAAAAAAGCCAAAGAUGUGGAACAGACUGCGGCGGCAGCCAACGAAAAGCCGGGGCAGGGAGCACCAAAUGCAGCUGAUACCCCAAGGAAUUCAACACCAAACUCUCCGGUUCCUGAUUACCCUCCAAACUUCAUUUUAUUCCUUAGUAAUUUACCAGAAGAGACUAAUGAGAUGAUGUUGUCCAUGCAGCAUAGGAGGUUGCUGCCAGAGCUCCAGAGUGGACACUGUCUCAAAACAAGUUUUAAAAUCAUCACUGAGUAUAAUCUCCCCUUCUUUUUUUAA